Messenger RNA from Emiliania huxleyi CCMP1516, 731 nucleotides. RefSeq lists its product as hypothetical. The annotation marks the transcript as partial. The transcript is spliced from 4 exons. The record is from RefSeq and is a predicted model, not a curated record. Lineage: Eukaryota; Haptophyta; Isochrysidales; Noelaerhabdaceae.
AUGCUCGUCCACUCGCCCGCCGGCCACGUCGCCGUUGGUUCACCGUUCGACGCUCAGGCCUACGCCCUGCCAAACACCGGCACGUCUGGCUUCGGCCGUGUGCAGGCGCUCCUCGACCUCGAGGCUGCCAAGAAGGCUGCGGCGGCACCGGCGGCACCGGCACGGCAGCAAAGCGCGGCCAGGCAGAUGCCCAGCAGAGUAGACGCUGACCGCGGAUCCAGCUCGAGCAUCACCGGGCUCAUCGGCGCCGAGAUGACCGACCACGUCCGGGUGCUCGAGGAUGCUCCAGAGCCACCGCAGGCGCUGGCGACAGAGACGCCGGUCAGAAGGGGUGCCACCUCCUCCAAGAAUCCGUCGUUCGUGGAGGAGGCGGAGGGUCCGGCCGACUGGCUGCUCGUGCUGGCCAAGUGCACCGUGCCCGCCUUGUUCGUGGCGGCGUCAGGCGCUGCUGCCAUCCCGGUCAACAACGCGCUGGGCGACGGCGAGGGCGCCGAGUUCUUCCGCAAGGCGAGGAGUCACCACGUGGGCCUCGCGCAGCUCCCUUUCACAGUCCAAGCGUCGGAGGAGUUUGCGGGCGGCGCGCUCAUCGUGACGUACGCGAUCGAGCUGUCGCAGGGGUACAUCACCAAGAAGGACGGCGCUCUCAGCAGGAAGCUGGUGGCGGCGACGCUGAUCGGGACGAUCUUCUCGGGCCAGCUCCAAGCCUUGGGCCAGGCGCUCUGGCCGCACGA